AUGGAGCAACCGGCCGCUGCGAAAGCCGAUCAACCACCGGCCGCUAAACCAACGGAACCGACGAAGCCGGCCGAAAACCCACGAAGUCCUGCCUCGGACAGUGUACGAUCCCCACAAAUCCCGUUGUCCGUGGAUCCGGACAAUGCCGCGUUCCGACCAAAAGGCGGUCGAUCCGAACACAUGCUCGUCAACUUGAGUCGUGAUCGAAUUGCCGUUAAAGUAAGUCGUAUUUUAGCAGGAAGACGAAGAGUUUUUUGUUGAUAACAAAGCUUGAGAAGACUUGUUUUCAAACAAAAACGUCUAUUUUUCUUAAAAUUUAAUCAAAUCUGACCGAUACCUACAUAUACAACUAUACCUACAAAACUUUUGAGCACAAACACUGUUGUAACUUCGAAAAUCUAUUUCCAGGUUAAAUGCAGUGACAAUAACCUGUAUCGUGUCAAUCCAGUAUUCUGCUUCAUCGACGGUGGUCAGUGCAACAACCUGCUGAUCACUCGAUUGGAAGGUCCGCCCAAAACCGACAAACUCGCCUUGCACUAUGUUAAAUGCAAACCAAGCGAUACCGACUUCAAGGAGCUGUUCAAAAACACCCCGGCCACCGAUGUUGUAAAGCUACCGUUGACAUGCGUUUCAAAAGAAGAUGCUCCAGCCAUUGGACCGGACCUUUCCGAGAGAAGAUAG
Molecule: messenger RNA, 681 nt
Organism: Bursaphelenchus okinawaensis
Lineage: Eukaryota; Metazoa; Nematoda; Chromadorea; Rhabditida; Aphelenchoididae
Source: the annotation of a GenBank genome assembly